Triplophysa dalaica is the source of this 4942-nucleotide messenger RNA. RefSeq names its product endothelin converting enzyme 2b (gene ece2b). Gene Ontology annotation, molecular function: metalloendopeptidase activity. The transcript has 20 exons. Gene Ontology annotation, cellular component: plasma membrane. Lineage: Eukaryota; Metazoa; Chordata; Actinopteri; Cypriniformes; Nemacheilidae. The record is from RefSeq and is a predicted model, not a curated record. The coding region runs from base 204 to 2501 and encodes 765 amino acids. Gene Ontology annotation, biological process: protein processing.
ACAGAGAGAAAGAAAGAGCGCACAGGCUGAUCUCUAUCUAUCACCCACAGACAUCUUUCGAUGUUGUAAUACACGGAGAAGAGGACGUGCUGAUCUUCGGCAGUGGCACAUCAAAGCAUCAUGCGCGCCGUUUUCUGAAGACGUUCAGCGAUAGGGCGCGAGGGAUGAUGCCAUAGUCCCGUGCGGAGCGCCGAUGCUGCACGAUGAGUGUAGCGCUGCAAGAUUUACGAAACAACAUGUCCAACUACAAGCGUGCAACUUUUGAAGAAGAGGAUGGGUCAGACAUCCCCACUGAUGGAGCCAUCUCUCCUGACAGUGUGGAGGUGGGCUUCCGCAAAGGUGGUGUUCAGCUGUUUGGUCCACUGGGCAGGAGGACUCAGCUGGAGGUGGUGUUGGCUGGUCUACUACUUGCUUCGCUCUUAGCAUUGUUUGGUUGUGCUAUCACACUGGUCGUCCGCUAUAACAGAGAUCCGGCUCAUAGUAUCUGCCUAACAGAGGCCUGCGUGACAGUGGCCAGUAAGAUCGUGGAAGCUUUGGACCGCUCCACCGACCCAUGUCAGGAUUUUUACCAAUACGCCUGUGGGGGCUGGGUCCGCAAAAACCCCCUGCCAGAUGGCCGGUCCCGCUGGAGCACAUUUAACAGCAUCUGGGACCAGAACCAGGCUAUUCUCAAACACCUGCUGGAGAACGGCACAUUUAAUUCAAGUAGUGAGGCAGAGAGGAAAACGCAAUCAUACUACCUUUCCUGUCUGAAUGAACAGCGAAUAGAAGAGCUCGGAGCCCAACCGCUCAUCGACUUGAUUGCAAAGACUGGGGGCUGGAAUAUCACCGAAGCCUGGGAUAAAGAUAACUUUAUGGAUGUUUUAAAGACAGUCUCUGGACCGUACAGAGCUCAGCCCUUCUUCACUGUGGGUGUCAGCGUGGACCCAAAAAACUCCAACAGCAAUGUCAUUCAGGUUGACCAGUCAGGGCUUUUCCUGCCAUCUCGAGAUUAUUACCUCAAUAAAACAAAUGAGAAGGUGAUGAAGGCUUAUCUGGACUAUAUGGUGGAGUUGGCUUUGUUACUGGGAGGAGACAAGAAUUCCUCUCGGGGUCAAAUGCAGCAGAUUUUGGACUUUGAGACUGCGCUGGCCAACAUCACUGUGCCUCAGGAUGAGCGGCGAGAUGAGGAGAAGAUCUACCACAAGAUCACAAUAGCUGAGCUGCAGGGCUUGGCUCCGGCCGUUGAUUGGCUGGAUUAUAUGAACUCCGCCCUCUCGCCGCUGGAGUUAAAUGAGACUGAGCCCGUGGUGGUCUACGCUAAGGAAUACCUGCAACAGGUUUCAGAGCUCAUCAACAAAACCGAGCGCAGUCUUUUGAAUAAUUACAUGAUCUGGAACCUGGUACAGAAAGCAGCAUCCAGUCUUGACCAGCGCUUUGAGGAUGCUCAGGAUAAGCUACUAGAGAGCCUCUAUGGCACCAAGAAGUCUUGUACUCCACGCUGGCAGACGUGCAUUGGAAACACAGACGACACUCUUGGGUUUGCAUUGGGUGCUCUUUUCGUCAAAGCCACCUUCGACAAGGAAAGCAAAGAAAUUGCGGAGGAGAUGAUCAAUGAAAUCCGCACAGCUUUCAAAGAAGCUUUGGAUGACUUGAACUGGAUGGAUGAACAGACCCGACAGGCUGCCAAAGACAAGGCAGAUGCCAUAUACGACAUGAUCGGAUUUCCAGACUUCAUUCUGGACCCCAAAGAGCUUGAUGACGUGUAUGAUGGGUAUGAGGUCAUGGAGGACAACUUCUUCCAGAACACGAUCAACUUUUACAACUUCUCAGCGCGAGUGAUGGCCGACCAGCUCCGCAAGCAACCAAACAAAGACCAAUGGAGUAUGACCCCGCCCACAGUGAACGCAUACUACAUGCCAACCAAGAACGGGAUUGUGUUUCCCGCAGGAAUCUUACAGGCUCCAUUCUACGCCCAAGAUCACCCCAAAGCUCUGAACUUCGGUGGCAUUGGUGUGGUCAUGGGUCAUGAGUUAACACACGCAUUUGAUGAUCAAGGUAGAGAGUAUGACAAAGAUGGAAACCUUCGACCAUGGUGGCAGAACUCAUCAGUCGACGCGUUUAAGAACCGCACUGAAUGUAUGGUGGAUCAGUACAAUCAGUACACCAUCAAUGGAGAGCAUAUUAAUGGAAAACAGACACUGGGAGAAAACAUAGCUGACAAUGGAGGCUUGAAAGCUGCUUAUCAUGCGUAUAGAUCAUGGGUGCAAAAGAACGGAGGAGAGAAAAGACUCCCAGCUGUCAAUCUGACCAACGACCAACUCUUCUUUGUGGGUUUUGCACAGGUGUGGUGCUCAGUCCGAACUCCAGAAAGUGCUCACGAGGGUCUGAUGACGGACCCCCACAGUCCACCCAAAUACCGUGUGAUCGGCACUCUGUCCAAUUCUCCCGACUUCGCAGAGCACUUCCAGUGCCCGCUGGGGUCUUCCAUGAACUCAGGGCAUCGCUGUGAGGUGUGGUAAACCGUUACCCAGAAGACACCAGGGGCCACCAGCUUACUCGCACAGACCAGCCUGGCCAACAAAUCUGAAUGGACAGUUUUGGCUCUUUCUCAAGCACAGUUUUUUUAUUUAUGAGCUCAAAGUCAUACAAGGAGAAAGCGAGCAUCUGCCAAUUUUUAGGUUCUUCUGUGUUUUCGGCCGACUGAUAUCUGUUUUUCCUCUACCGCCACACCACGUUUUAUUUAUUCCUUUGCGGAAGUUGGGGGACAACUAAGGGGACAAUCCGUGCGUCCAGUGCAUAUGUGUGUUUCCGUCCUUCAUUCCGUUUACAACAAGCUUGAUUUCUCGCCGUCUGAGAUGGAGAACAUGAACAUUGUGAUGCCACUGGGAGUCCCUCAUUGUGACCUCACAGGAAAUGCGUCGGCUCCACCUGUGAUGAUGACUUCAAAGGAAGUUCCAUAAUCUCGUAAUGACCUCACAGGAAGUGCUGAACGACAAUUGUGCCCCCGACAGGAAGUUCUUUCAAGGAUGAAAGUGUGUUUUUCGAUUGCUUUUAUGAAUGACGGGGAUAGCCACUGUUUGUUCAUCCCACCUGUGUGUGUGGUGUCAUGUUUAGAUCCAGACAAAGUUGAAAUGAAGUGUUCAUUUUAAACUGCUUGUUGCCAAAGAACAAUUUCGGUUUUGUUCCUUGCGUAGGUGAAAGUGGAAAUCCGCACUGCUUUGCCUUCAUUAGAAUUCUUUUUUUUGUGUUAUCACUGUGUUUGUCUUAAAUCAUGUGAGGGUGAGACUGUGUGAUGUUUUUCUGUGUAAAUGUGUCUGUAAAGUAAGACGUCUGUUGUCUGCCUUGUGCAGAACUUUGUCAAGUCUACUGAAGUGCUAUCAUAUAUUCUGAAAACCACUAAAAGGGUGAAUCGCAAGGUGAAAUUCACCCCAAAAUCAAAUGAAACAAAAGGAAUUAUAUUUUGCGUAAAGAAAAUUGGACAUUUUUGUUGGAUCAUUAAGACUUUUGCAUUGUGACAUUAUUUUUAAGACAAGUACAUUUGUUGUUAGUUUUAUUAAGUUUUUUUCUCCUCCAGAUUCUUACUUUUUUCAUGUUAUUUUUAUUACAUGACUACAUAUUAAAGGCAUAUUAUUAUGACUUUCUGUAAUAAAAAUGAUGCCACAAUGCGGGAAAAUGUAUCCAGUUUAGUCAAAAUAUAGAUAAGACAUACUUUUCUUUUUUAAAUUAUAUUGUUAACUGUUUCUUUGAUGUUUGCCCUAACAGUUGUACCUUCUGCUAAACGUCCCGGCACCAUUAAAAGUGUUUCAGGGUGUUGCAUCAAAGAUGUAUUAUUUGAACGUUUCAGGUUAGAUUUUUGCUGUAUGCAGAUUACCCCUCAUCAUUUUUUGACCCUGAGCGUACAGUAUAAUGUGAUUGAACUGCGGAUUAAAGUGUCUGACAUCUUGCUUUGUGACAAAGAAUCUGGUUAAUGUGGAUUGCCUGAUUUUAACUCCAAUUCCAUCUAGUUUUUGUUGUUUUUUAUUAUUAUUGUUCGGCAUAUCUCCCUGAAAUUUUACCUUAAGUCUUUUUCUAUAGAGGUUUGCAUUGAUGAUGUAUUGUACGCCAUCAGACUGAAUGGCUCAGACUUUGUCAUAUAUUUCUUAUAAAUUAUACAUAUUUUCUGUGGUGUUAAUGUUGUUGGGCUUCGUAAGGAAUGCGAGGUAGUGUCAGGUGCCAGGAUGAUUUAGAUUCGGCCUUAAUUUUUAAAAGUAUAGAUGUGUGGAAUGAGAUCUACAGGACAUAUGUAGUCUUAAAUAUACUAGACUUCAAGUUUAAAAGUCAAAUGGAAACUUGAAAUGUUAAGUACUAGCCAGUACAUGCCAUGAAGUGUGUUAUUUACCUGCUUAUUCACGAUUUCAAUCACAAAUACCAAGUUGCAUAUAAAAACAAUACGGGUUCAGACCUGAUAAAGUUUCUGUUUGUAUUCAUUUUACUGGAUGAAAGCCAUUUUUUAGGUUGUGGCUUGAUGGAAUGGAGGUAUCGGUAAUAUUCUGACCCUAACACUCAGUGUCCAAGAAGAUAAAAUCAUAGAUGUGAUUGAUUAUUUUUCUGAAUGUCAUUAAAUGUGCCACAUACAGUACAUGGCGUUGAUAUGGGACAGAGCAGGCUGAUAGCGUCCACCCUGUUGCCGUUUGUUGCUGAAGUUGUCCGUUGCCUUGCUUUCUUUUUUUCAAUUAUGAAGAUUGUUGCCUUAUUUAAUUUAUAAUGUACAUGCACAUUUAAUCAACUGGUGUUUGUUUUCAUGUCUCACUUGUACUGCUGGCAUUGAUGUUUGAGAGAUUACACUGUCCUUGUUGUGUUUUUCUUUUUUUAAUGACUGCAUUCCCUGAUAUAUUAGUUGACAGGACAAGAUGCUCUGCCAGUUGUGUAGUGCAAUGUUCCACCUAGACAAAUGUCAAUCCAAUAAACGAUAUAUAUUAUA